Molecule: messenger RNA, 3340 nt
Organism: Struthio camelus australis
Lineage: Eukaryota; Metazoa; Chordata; Aves; Struthioniformes; Struthionidae
Gene: KCTD20
Product: potassium channel tetramerization domain containing 20
Biological process (GO): positive regulation of phosphorylation
Cellular component (GO): cytoplasm
Molecular function (GO): protein binding
Source: RefSeq, a predicted model, not a curated record
CCCCUCAAAGUCACAGUCUUUGCUGGUCUUCUUGGCAAUCAUGAGCUGUUAGCUGGAAGGAGAUGCUAAUGAAAGACCAGGCAGUUGACACCUGUGUGUCCUUGUUCACCUCUGGGCCAGGUCUGUGAGAGUGCACUGCUGGGAAUCACCUGGAUUCAUGGGUUAUAGGCCAGAUUGCACAUAUGGAGAAUCAUGAAAUGAUUCAGUCAUCUUCAAAGCAGCUCUUCUCUUAGGAAACGCAGCCAACUCCUCACGUCUCGGAGGCCCAGCAUGAACAUUAACUGUGCUGGUGGGACAGACUCGUCAAGAAAACUGGAGGCCAGUUGCUCCGUGGAAAACAUAACUGUAUCAGUCCAUGAGUCAGAAGAAAAUAACGUGGUGCUAGGAGGUCGCAGCCCCUCUUCAGGUCCGAGGACUCCGCUUUCCUGUUCAGAUCCCGAAUGCCGGCACAGUGCUUGUCCAGCGAGUCCCCAGAUCAGUAGCAUGUUGUCCGCUUCUGAAGAUACACACAACUGCCAUUUCCAAGAUGGGAAUAAAAGACAGCCAGAAUAUUUUAAUACCCAGGAACGCCACGGAGGCAGCGCUUUGUCUUCAAGCAUCAGUUCACAAACACAGGCUCCAGAGAAAGUGACCCUUGUGGUAGAUGGCACUCGAUUUGCAGUGAAUCCACAGAUUUUCACUGCUCACCCUGAUACUAUGCUGGGAAGGAUGUUUGGACCAGGAAGAGAAUAUAAUUUCACACGGCCAAAUGAGAAGGGAGAAUAUGAAAUCGCAGAAGGAAUUAGCUCAGCUGUGUUCCGGACCGUGCUGGAUUACUACAAAACGGGAAUCAUUAACUGCCCUGAUGGGAUUUCAAUCCCAGACCUUCGAGACACAUGUGAUUACCUCUGCAUCAACUUUGAUUUCAACACAAUCAGAUGUCAAGAUCUAAGUGCUUUGCUACAUGAGCUGUCCAAUGAUGGUGCUCACAAGCAGUUUGAUAGCUAUCUGGAGGAGCUAAUUCUGCCUAUAAUGGUGGAUAGCGCCAGGAAAGGGGAACGUGAAUGCCAUAUCGUCGUGCUGACAGACGAAGACACGGUGGACUGGGAUGAAGAUCAUCCACCUCCAAUGGGAGAGGAGUACUCACAAAUCCUUUACAGUUCCAAGCUGUACAGAUUCUUCAAGUACAUUGAGAAUCGCGACGUUGCAAAAGCUGUAUUAAAGGAACGGGGUCUGAAAAAUAUUCGCAUUGGCAUUGAAGGAUAUCCCACCUGUAAAGAGAAGGUGAAGAGGAGGCCUGGUGGCCGGUCGGAAGUGAUAUACAACUAUGUUCAACGGCCAUUCAUCCAGAUGUCGUGGGAAAAGGAAGAGGGCAAAAGCCGCCACGUCGACUUCCAGUGCGUUAGGAGCAAAUCUCUAACAAACCUAGUCACUGUGGGUGAUGACGUUUCUGAGGACCACGAGAUACUAAUGCAUCACCCCCCCCAGGUAGAUGAACUGGACAGGCUAAAUGCACCGUUCUCCCAAAUGGCUGUUAACGAUCUACCAGAUUAGUCAUGGCUCAGGGCAGAUAGGCCUACUUGGAAACAUCUCAGCAUAGUUCCAUCACGGGUGAUGGAACACAAACUCCUGCAAGGUGCUUUAUCCUUGUUCAUGCUCUUACUACAUUGUCUUAUUUCAAGCAUGUUAAUAAAGAGCCACACUCCCUAGCCUAACCAUGCAAUCAAAAGCAACGUCUCCUCAAACAGAAAGAAAUGACGCUGUUUGCUUCCACUCCAAAAGCGUCCAGAUUGGUGGGUGCUGAAUCUUUUACCUAAACUCCUAAAAGAAGAGUAGAAGUAUUUAGAAUCACCUUGUUUGAUACGAGAGAGGAAAUUCCAGGCCUGUCAAGACAAAGCUUGCUUUUACCAUUAGGCCCUUAGGUUUGCUUUUGUGAUAAUCAGUUACAAAGGACCGAAAAUCAAAGCAAGACAGAUUACACCCCUUCAUCAACCAGCAGAAAUGUAGCACCGUUGUGGCAGCAAAAUACUGAGUGUGGGGGAAUCUGUUAACACUGCCACCUGGCUUUGCAUCCAGUGUGUUGUACUGCUGUUCUCCGGAAAGACGGAACUAGUUUAAUAGGAAGCGUGUGCCUGUUCACAGGAAUUUCCCAUAUAUACUUCUGCGUAAGAGGGAAUCGCACUGUUUUUAGGGAUAUUGUUUUUGUUAAAUUCAGUAAAACAAGAAUUGUUGCUGAAGGAAAAAGCCAAAAAAAAAAAAAAAGACAAGACUGUAGUUGAUAUUUUACAAACUAAGUAAAUCUGUUGAGUAGCGAAAUAGAUGUAAGAAGCUCUCUAGAGGGAGGUGACUGUGCACGUUGAAGACUUGCAGUUUUCUCCUCCAUCCCCCUGCUAAGACAAAAGCCAGCGGAGGAGCUCUCAGUGUAGGAAGGUUAAUAGCCAAGUAAAACCCUUGGUCCCAUCAGCCUUAGUCACAGUUUCUACUUUCCAAGGAGCACUCCGCUCACAGGGCCCGUUGCAGCUCUGAAAGGCCAGCUACUUUCUUCCCAGUUUGGAACCGAUUGGACCAUUUUGCUGUCAGGCAGGUAAGAAAUACCAGUAAUAAAGCAGCCUUCAAUAAGGAAAAUGCACGUUAUCUGGAGCAACUCUCCGCUGCUGCUCUGAAUAUAUUGUAGUAGUCUGCGGUUAAGGCUUUGUUCACUUUGGACUGAGUGCUAAGGGAGCUGUGACCACAAGCAUGUGAUGUAGUAUAGCCAUCCUCCGAGCUGGUUUAACUCAGCUAGCUAUCUUAGAGACUUGCUUAACCCAGCAUUUAGCACACGGUGUUCAGCGCUGCCAGGCUAACUGGAAAAGGCCUGCCUUACCCAGCUAUAGUUUUUCAUGGUGGUAGAUUUUCCGUACCCGAAGUAGAGUUAUAGCCAACUUAGGCCUGAUGGUGGUGCAAAGACGACUUGAAACCCUUAAAAACAAAUACAUAAAAGGAGAGAGAGCGUUUCCAUGCAAAGUUCCCAAGUUCAGGUCACUUCUGCUCUCGCAGUUGACUGCUGUUAAAACCUGUACCAAGUAGACAUCGAGUUACCUGGUUGUACGUAGCAAAAUAGAGUCAGGUUAUCAGUCUGCCCCUAAAUAUUUAAUCCUUUGUUGUCAGGGUUGCUUCAUCAAGCAGACUUUCAUUGUUCUUUAAAGAUCUGUCUGCAAAAAGAGUAAGAUAGACUUAAUAGUGAUGAUUGUUGCUGUUUUGGUGCUACAGACAUUUGCUUUUCUCAGUGUAAGUAACAUGACGAUAUCAAGCACAAGUUAUCUUAAAGAUUUAUGAAUGCUACUUUAGUUAAAAAGUAAACUAAAUCAUCUCUGCCAAUGCA